GACAAUUGCGCACUCACUUUCACAAGCUUCCAAGCCUCUCUCUAUAAAUGAUGUCGAUAACUAUCGAAAAGAUACUUGCCGCCUCCCCAGUGACAACGAGGGGACAACCGACUCACCUGUCAGCUGAUGCCAAAGGGGAAAGGAUAGCUUAUGCUUCUGGGAAAUCAGUCUUCGUUCGAUCCAUCGAUGAUCCUUCCAAAAGCAAACAAUACACUGGCCACACAGCCCAAACGACUGUAGCCAAGUUUUCUCCAAGUGGCUUCUACAUCGCCAGUGGUGAUGUUUCGGGCUCAAUCCGCAUAUGGGAUUCGUUAGAAGCUGAGAACACCAAAGGUGAAUAUCACAUUAUCUCAGGUCGUAUCAAUGAUAUUGCCUGGGAUGGUGACUCGCAGCGCGUGAUCGCUGUUGGUGAUGGGCGCGAACGGUUUGGGCACGCCAUCACCGCAGACAGUGGAAAUAGCGUAGGUGAGAUAUCUGGACAUUCAAAGGUUAUCAACUCAGUCGCUAUAAGGCCCUUGAGGCCCCUCCGAGCUUCGACCGUUAGCGACGACAUGGCUAUGUGCUUUCUACAUGGCGCUCCAUUCAAAUUCAAUUCGAAGUCUACUGGCCUUCAUAAGGGAUUUGUCUUGAGCACGGCCUUCUCGCCGGAUGGAGAGACACUCGUUACUGUAGGUGCGGACAAGCGAAUUCAACUGUACGAUGGGAAGACUGGUGAGCCGACAAAGUCCAUUGGCGAAGGCGAGCAUACCGGUAGUAUUUUCGCCGUCAGCUGGGCGAAAGACUCAAAGAGAUUCGCCACGGCUAGCGCCGACCAGACUGUCAAGCUAUGGGAUGUGGAGUCAGGGAAAGUCACACAGACAUGGAGAUUUGAAGACGAAGGCGGCGUCAGUGUCCCGGACCAGCAGGUUGGCGUGAUUUGGCCUCAUGGCCGUAGCGACGGUCUGAUCAUUAGUCUUAGUCUUGGCGGAGACCUAAGCUACCUUGUAGAAGGAAGCCCUCAACCCAUCAGAGUUGUUCAAGGACACAAUAAAAGCAUUACAGCUUUAGGAGUAGGAUCGGAUGGCAAAGGUCAAACUCUAUGGACUGGAAGCUUUGAUGGGCGAGUUACCAAAUGGGAUGUCACUUCUGGUGUGGGUAGCGUUGUGGAUGGCCAGAGCCAUACGAACCAAGUGACGGAAUUCACUUCAAAUACCGGACGAGCAUACAGUGUUGGGUGGGAUGAUACUUUACGCAUAGUUGACGAGUCUGCAAACACGUUUGCUGGAGAGUCACUGAAGUUGUCAGCACAGCCGAAAGGUGUUGCUUCCGCAGACGGACGCGUGUACGUCGCAACAGCCGCCGGCGUCGAGGUUUACGUUAAGGACCAACUUGCAGGCAAGCUUGACAUCACGGACUCCCAACCCACGGCGAUCGCCGCCCAGGGGUCUUUGGUGGCUGUGGGUCUAAGCAACAAAGCUGUUAGGCUGUACAAGGCAGACGCGAGCAAUAAGUUAACGCAAUCACACGAGGCUAAAAACUCGACGGCGGAGAUAUCGGCCCUGGCGUUCUCGAAAGACGGCUCCUUGCUUGCCGCAGGAAACACGUCUGGUAAGAUAUACGCGUACAAGACGGGCACCCUCGAGGUUGCGACGGAUCGGUGGUCUGCGCAUACGGGUCGUGUGACGAGCAUCGCGUGGAACGAAGCGGGCACACACGCCAUCAGCGGGGCGCUUGACACGAACGUUUUCGUGUGGAGCUUGGCAAAGCCGGGAAGUAGGGUUAAGACACUGAAUGCCCACAAGGACGGCGUCUACGGCGUCGCCUGGGUGGAUGGCGGGAAGAAGGUCGCUAGCACGGGUGGAGAUGCGGCUAUCAAAGUCUGGAAUGUAGCGGGUUUGCAAUGAGCGAGAGCAAAGAGAUAGAGACAUGAUGACAUGAAGUAGAGCCUAGUAAAGCCUGGCGUUUUACUGGGGUCGUCGAUGAUAGCGAUGAAUAUAUAAGAGAAUAAACUCAUCCGAUUUAUCGUUGAAGGAGUCGUGAGAUUCUCCUAGAUGACCGGAAGUUUUCUUUGGACGCGUUCUUUCCAAGCAAGUUGUCGGUGGAUUUUCCCCUAAAUCUAUUAGUAUAAGAAUAUAACAUCGUAUGCGUUCAA
Annulohypoxylon maeteangense is the source of this 2131-nucleotide messenger RNA. Its product is annotated as WD40 repeat-like protein. NCBI's taxonomy places the organism in Eukaryota, Fungi, Ascomycota, Sordariomycetes, Xylariales, Hypoxylaceae. The coding region runs from base 48 to 1883 and encodes 611 amino acids. Gene Ontology annotation, biological process: positive regulation of actin filament depolymerization; actin filament depolymerization. The transcript has 4 exons. The record is from RefSeq and is a predicted model, not a curated record. Gene Ontology annotation, cellular component: cortical actin cytoskeleton. Gene Ontology annotation, molecular function: actin filament binding.